GAGAGGAUAGAGUCGAACAUUCCCGUUUAGAGAAAGCUAGCGAUGGAAAAUCCCGGCGAUACGCAGAUGAAGUUAGUCACCGGCCCCGGCGGUUACGUGCUCGAAGAUGUUCCUCACUUCACUGAUUACCUCCCUGAUCUACCGAGCUAUCCCAACCCAUUACAAGACAAUCCGGCUUAUUCAGUUGUCAAGCAAUAUUUUGUUAAUGCAGAUGAUACUGUCACUCAGAAGAUUGUAGUUCACAAGGAUGGUCCAAGAGGGGUGCAUUUUCGACGUGCAGGACCUCGCCAAAGGGUGUAUUUUGGAUCAGAUGAAGUGCAUGCAUGCAUUGUAACAUGUGGUGGUUUAUGCCCCGGACUCAACACAGUGAUCAGAGAAAUUGUGUGUGGCCUCUAUCACAUGUAUGGUGUCCGAAAAGUUCUUGGAAUAGAUGGAGGAUAUAGGGGUUUUUAUGCAAAGAACACAAUCACCUUAACUCCCAAGUUUGUCAAUGAUAUCCAUAAACGCGGUGGUACAAUCCUUGGGACAUCAAGAGGGGGUCAUGAAAAAUCUAAGAUUGUUGACAGCAUUCAGGAUCGUGGAAUCAAUCAGGUUUAUAUAAUUGGAGGUGACGGGACACAAAGAGGAGCAGCAGUAAUUUUUGAGGAAAUUAGGCGACGUGGCCUCAAAGUAGCUGUUGCUGGAAUUCCAAAAACUAUUGACAAUGAUAUUCCGGUUAUUGACAAAUCAUUUGGUUUUGAUACGGCGGUAGAGGAGGCCCAACGCGCCAUUAAUGCAGCACAUGUUGAAGCUACAAGUAUUGAGAAUGGCAUUGGACUUGUGAAGCUAAUGGGGCGCUAUAGUGGUUUCAUUGCAAUGUAUGCUACUCUUGCCAGCCGUGAUGUUGAUUGUUGCUUGAUUCCAGAGUCACCAUUCUAUCUUGAAGGAAGUGGUGGACUUUAUGAAUAUAUCGAAAAACGACUCAAAGAAAACGGACAUAUGGUCAUUGUUAUAGCUGAAGGAGCAGGACAGGAUCUUCUUUCAGAGAGCUUGCAGUCCUUGGACCAGCAAGAUGCUUCUGGAAACAAGCUUCUUCAAGAUGUUGGGCUGUGGAUCUCUCACAGGAUAAAGGACUAUUUUGCGAAAAAGAUGCCCAUUAAUCUUAAAUAUAUAGAUCCUACGUACAUGAUCCGGGCUAUUCCUAGCAUUGCUUCUGAUAAUGUCUACUGCACCCUACUUGCUCAUAGUGCUGUACAUGGAGCAAUGGCUGGGUAUACAGGCUUCACUGUCGGUCCUGUCAAUGCAAGACAUGCUUACAUUCCAUUUAAUCGCAUCACCGAGAAACAGAACAAGGUCGUCAUCACCGAUAGGAUGUGGGCGAGACUGCUCUCUUCAACCAACCAGCCUAGCUUCCUGAACCCCCGAGAUAUUGCCAAAUCCAAGGAAGAGAAACAACCAACAACUGGCAUUUUGGAUAGUGAAAAUUUUAAAGACAGAACAUCAGUGACCAAAGACAAUCCUUGUCUGUCAGCAACUGGCUUGUUGGUUGUGGACAAUUGUAAAGACGGAAUAUCGGUGGCCGAAGACAGUCCUUGUAUGUCAUGAAAGUUCCCUCUCCCAUCUUAUGUGGUCAGUCAAAUUUGCCAUCACUUUAAGAGGUAGCACUCCACUAUCCUUAAAUAAUCAGUUAAAUAGUUACUCGGUCCCUCAGUUUCUGUUGUAUGAAUUACUUGGUAGUUUGAAAUUUUGGUGGUGGUGCUUUGACUUUGAGAAGUUCAUAGUUUGCUUACAUGGCCCUGGAAAUGUGUGAUUUGCUUGCAUUAUAUUUGUCUUUCUUGUUACCUUUUGUUAUACUUCUGAACUGGAUGUAUCGGGUUAGUUUUUGGGUCCUAUUAAUUUGAAUUUUACGAUUUUCGAGUCA
Molecule: messenger RNA, 1900 nt
Organism: Hibiscus syriacus
Lineage: Eukaryota; Viridiplantae; Streptophyta; Magnoliopsida; Malvales; Malvaceae
Product: ATP-dependent 6-phosphofructokinase 6-like
Exons: 13
Coding region: 43-1584 (513 amino acids)
Biological process (GO): glycolytic process; fructose 6-phosphate metabolic process
Cellular component (GO): cytoplasm
Molecular function (GO): ATP binding; 6-phosphofructokinase activity
Source: RefSeq, a predicted model, not a curated record